Molecule: messenger RNA, 3680 nt
Organism: Gallus gallus (chicken)
Lineage: Eukaryota; Metazoa; Chordata; Aves; Galliformes; Phasianidae
Gene: SSNA1L
Product: Sjogren's syndrome nuclear autoantigen 1-like
Exons: 2
Coding region: 446-790 (114 amino acids)
Cellular component (GO): ciliary basal body; centrosome
Source: RefSeq, a predicted model, not a curated record
GGGGAGCGCCCGGGGGCCGCGCGAGGGGAGCCCCGCGCCGAGGGGAGCCCCGCGGCAGGGCGGCCGGUGCGAGCCGAGCGGGCGGCAGCGCCAGGCAGGUGGGGGCGACGGGGGGGGGGGACCGCGAGAGGAGCGGCGGGGAGGGGGGGGAUAGGAAAGGGAAGGUCUCCCCUCACCUCCCCCCCUCCCCUUCCGCCCGGCGCCUUGAUGUAUAGGCAGGAGCCAUUUUGUGUACGUUGGGCUCUGCGAGAGGCGCUCGGCAGGGAGAGGUUGUUAAAAUGUCCCUGGGGAGCCGGCGGGCCGGGCCGCCUCUUUCCUUCCCUCGCAGUUCCCCCUGAGUCGGCGCCGGCGGAGUUCGGCCGCCUCACGCGCGGACGGAGCGGAAGGCUGCUGCUGAGAGGAGACCUCAGGAAGCCGUUGGAGGGCUCAGGGACUGAAGCAAAGGAUGACACAGCAGGGAGCUGUUCUUCAGGGCUACAACAAUGAGCUCGUCAAGUGUAUUGAAGACUUGUGUAUGCAAAAAGAGGAGCUGAACAAAGAGAUUCAGCAAGCAGAGGAGGAAAAAAGUAAACUCCAGCACGAAAUUCAAGUCCUGAAUGAACAGUUGGAGUGUGUGUGUGAAAACCUGGCUCAGAAGGUAGCUUCACGGAAUGAGCUUGACAAAAUUCUUGCUGAAACUGAAGCUGCUUACAUGAAGAUUUUGGAUAGUUCCAGAACUUUGCUUAAUGUCCUAAAGAAGGAAGUGGGAAGCUUAAAGCAUACGCCAGAACUGAAAAGUAAUCUGACCUGAAGCUGUCAAAUGUCUGUACUUCCCAGUUCUAAAAUACCACUAGGUGAGAUGAGGUCAGACACAGAAGCCUACAACAGCAGUAUAAGCUGAGGGGCCUUUCUUCCAACCUUUCCACAUUUCCCAUCAUUUUUAUUUGCAUUAGAAAAACUGUAGAUAGAACAGGUGAAAUAAAGUUGCUGUUUUCUUAUGAAAAAAAAUCAGUCUUAUAUAAUUGCUUAAAUCACUGCAAAACUAUAUUGCAGGUACGUAGCUGAGCUAGAUUUCAGGCUGUCUGUUUUGACAUCCUGAUCCUUCAAGGCUCUUCUGAAAGACAGGAAAAAUGUUUUACUCGCUAGCUUUUGGAAGGUUACUGUGGAAUGCCUGUUUGAUGGAAUACUGCUUUAAAUCUGGACAGAAUGCUUGCAUUUUUUCCAUUGCUCUUUUCCCCAAAGCUGUGUUCAUGGCUUCUCUGAAAUCCUGCUGUCUUUCUCCCAUAUGCUUUUUUUUCUCCCUACCUACAUGUCUAGAAAGAAAACCACUAUAGAACUAGCGAAUGCAAAUAGCUUAUACUUGUUGCUUUACUUUUAGGGACCAAAUAUGAACUAGCUAUUAGCCUUCUUAAGGAGUCUGGAGUUCUCUCUGUGAUCCAUGUACGGCCCCUGUUUACAAUCAUCUCUUAGCUGGAAUUUUGGAGGGAUAAUUGGAGAAAACAUGAUUUAAGUAGGGUAUGAAAGCUUAAACUGUAAGACCAUGUCAGGUUUAUGUAUCUUCUGAAGCUGUACUCUAAAGCCUUGGUUAGAAAGGAGUUAUGCUAAGGUGCGAGGUGGAUUUGAGUGCAAGUGGGAGGCAUGCCCUUGCAGGGCACAGUGCUGCAGGGAGCUGUACCAUAUAAAUGAGGGCCAACUAAUAUUGCAGUAAGGCUGGAAAGAAUAGUGUGCAACCUGGAGUGGAGAGAAAUAAAUGCAUGUGAAAGGUCAGAAUUAGAUCAGUAGUAAACAUGCAGCUGUUAGAUGUUCUUGUAGGUGAGAUUAAAUAGAACCCAAGUCAGAGAAUGGAGAGGAGGUAAGAGUAAAGCAGAAAUCUCAGUCUUGUUUCCUGUUUGUGGUAGUUACUAAGUAUGUGUGCACACGCCUUUUGUCCUGCACAUUCGUGUAUUGUGGCAGCAGCUUUAUGUUUCAGUGAAGCCUUCAUAACAAUUCGCUAAAUGGGAGCAAAUGCAAUUGCAAUCUCUUUUCUUGAUAACUGUGUCUCUCAGGUGCACGUAUCAAGAGUAUGCAGCUAUGAAUAGUUUCAGUAAUACCAAUAAUUAUAAACAAAUUUUAUGUCCUGAUUGCCAUGCUACAUCUUCUGCAGCGGGGAUUAGUGAGACCGAGCUAAUCAACAAUUUACUUGUAUAGCUUUGCCACCGGCUUCCCCUGAGUAAUGCUGAGGUGAUAAAAUCAGAUAAUCUCAGGAGUGCUGCUAUUGUUGUCGUGCCACAGUAUUCGUGACAGCUUUGUUUAUGUUGAAGUGAGACACAAAAGCCAAAACGUUGUUUUUCUUUUAGUAGCAAAAAGGUGAUUUGGCUGGGAUGCCUCUUGGCUCUCUCUCUCCCCUUAGUCUGGUCACAGUAAUCAUUAGUUCAUAUCAAAAUAGGAUACCUCAGAAAAGGUACUGACUCAACAGCAAGGAUUGAAAAACAAACAGAAAACGUAUGUAAACUGAUACAUCUUAUUAUAUAAAAGAGAGUUUGAAAUUGCCUAUGUGAAGAAACAUCAUGGAAAGUUUGUUUACAGAUGGACAGAGCAGUGCAGUUAUUUCCUAUUAUCUAGUGACUGUUGGUUUGUUGGUCUUCAAAUGAUCAUAAGCAUAAGUAAUGUAUCUCCUUGCUUUAUUUAGGAUGCUAAAACUAAAAAAAAAGAAAAAGAAAAAAAGCAUUUUAAGCCUUUAAAGAUGUUUACCUCACAACCUUUAUUGCCCCAAAGUAAUAUAUACUUGGAAAUGUUGUAUUUAAGUUCAGAUUCAUAAAUGGAGAGCAAUAGUAGUAUAUCUCCAGGGCUGUUGUCAAGUGACUCUGCAGCCUGGCAGUCAUUGUGAAGUGCACCGGUGGAGUUGUAGCUCAAAAAUGCCUCCUGCCUUUGUAUUUUCUAUUGACCCAGAUUAUUUUAAUGCAUCCUUUUAUUGAAGUUGUAAACCCUUUUCAAGUGCAUAGGUAUUCUAUCUUUUAUCAGAAGUCAGGUAUGCUGUAAAUCUUGGCAUUGAUAGCUUUUCUUAAAUGGCUUAAGCUUAUUUAGAAAACAAACUAAGACAUUGCUAGAAUAGAACUGGUAAUGUGGAGAUGACAGCAGCUAUGUAUGGUUAGCCUGCAAAGGAAAGUUUGCCUGAAAUAAGACAGGCUAUAAAUCUAAAGCAUCAAAUUUAUUCCUGGCUUUAUUUUUAUAUAUAUAUAUAUAUAUAUAUAUUUGUCAAUUUUUAUAUGGCUUUGAGGGUUGGACCCUGUAAGCUACGUGUCUGUUAAAUGCUAGAAGCUUUAAUGGCAAAGUUUGGGUUAUUGAACUGUAGUGCCGGAUCAGAAGUGCUGUGCUGGGUGUGUUGUGCCUUAUUUGCUGAGUGAAGAGACACAGGUUUUGAAAUGCUUAUCUGUGCUUGAUUCAGAGCUUCGGUGGGGUGCAUGCAGAGCACUGGGAUCACUUCCUGAAUUAAGGUCAUGGUGCUUCCACCUGGCUUCCAAGUAACAGUGUGAAACUGGAGGAAAGGUAAUGGUUUCCCACCUUUAAAGCAACAUUUCUUAAAUACGUAUUUACCACAUAGAACUCGAUGAACAACAGGCUUUUCAAAACACUGGAGUAUUAACUCCUGCCAAGUAAACUAAGUUUAUGAUUUAUGUGGUGUUUGGUGGUUACCAAAUAAACUUUUGAGUGCUACGUUGAAA